This is a messenger RNA of Peromyscus eremicus (cactus mouse), 3022 nucleotides long. Its product is annotated as cytochrome P450 2J5-like. Gene Ontology annotation, biological process: arachidonate metabolic process; xenobiotic metabolic process. Lineage: Eukaryota; Metazoa; Chordata; Mammalia; Rodentia; Cricetidae. The transcript has 9 exons. Gene Ontology annotation, cellular component: intracellular membrane-bounded organelle; cytoplasm. The coding region runs from base 452 to 2065 and encodes 537 amino acids. Gene Ontology annotation, molecular function: heme binding; iron ion binding; oxidoreductase activity, acting on paired donors, with incorporation or reduction of molecular oxygen, reduced flavin or flavoprotein as one donor, and incorporation of one atom of oxygen. The record is from RefSeq and is a predicted model, not a curated record.
UAAUGGAAUGGAGGCUCUGUCAUGUAGCCACCUUCCCAACCUCUAAACUUGAAGUUCUCAGCGGAUCCUCUGGACUGGUUUGUAGAUCUGGGAAGGGAGUGAAAUGUUGAGCAAGACGUGUCUCAGCCAGACCCGGAGAUUGUAUGCCGGGGGUUCUGCUGGCCAAUUUGUGUGAACCCUGUGUGGUAAACCCUGUCCUGGGCAUUUUGGGGCUGAGCGACUGAAGUUUCUCAACCGUUUCACAAGUGUGACUUAUAUGACAUAAAACUUAAUAAAGACGCCGUUUCAGGCCCUACUUCCAACAGACAUCAAAGCACACGGAAGCCAUGCCGGAGCAGCCAAACCCCGAGGUCCAGCCUGUUCUUUCAUCCUGUGAUCUCAGCUUCAGUAACCAGGAGCCAGUGCUCGACUAGGUGUUGGCCACAGUUUCGUCCACCUCUAAGUCUGACCGAUGUUAGUGUAUAUGACCUGCAAAGCCUGGAUCUUGCUGAGGUCACUUUCAGGUCCCAGGAAGGAGAAAGGGGGACAGAUCCCCUUUUUCCAUGCAAUGUUCUCUGUACCCAGAAUCUCCCUCUGGCCUGGGCAGAGCACGACCCUUGGCUCAGGCGAGCUCCCUUCCUCCCCCUCAGGUGGGCUCGCCUGGGGAGAGCUUGGCUGGCUGCUGCCCAGAUUGAGAACAGGGUCCCCACAGCUCUGGUACAGCGUCUUCCUGAAGGGGAGCCCCAUCGCCCAGCUGGCUCAGACUCACGGCAACGUGUUCACUGUGUGGCUGGGUUCCACACCCAUUGUAGUGCUCAGCGGCUUCCAGGCCGUGAAGGAGGCACUGGUCUCCAACUCAGAACAGUUCUCGGGGAGGCCCCUCACCCCAUUCUUCCGAGACCUGUUUGGAGAAAAAGGUGUUAUCUGCAGCAAUGGGCAUACGUGGCGGCAGCAGAGACGCUUUUGUCUGACGACUCUUCGAGAGCUGGGCCUUGGCAAGCAGGCGCUGGAACUGCGGCUGCAGCAUGAGGCAGCAGAACUGGUUAAGGUGUUCCGCCAGGAGCAGGGCAGACCCUUCGACCCUCAGGCUCCUAUUGUUCGAUCCACAACGAGAGUGAUCGGGGCCCUGGUGUUUGGCCAUCACCUCCUCUCGGAGGAGCCCAUCUUCCUGGAACUAAUUCAAGCCGUCAACCUAGGCCUAGCCUUUGCCAGCACUAUUUGGCGCCGGCUAUACGACAUGUUUCCCUGGGCCCUCCGCUACCUCUCAGGGCCCCACCAGAAGAUAUUUCAGUACCAUGAGGCUGUGAAGGGCUUCAUCCGCCAUGAAAUCAUCAGGCACAAGCUCAGGGCACCUGAGGCCCCCAAGGAUUUCAUCAACUGCUACCUGUCACAAAUCACCAAGGCCAUGGCUGACCCUGUCUCCACAUUCAACGAGGAGAACCUCAUCCAAGUGGUGAUUGACCUGUUUCUGGGCGGUACCGAUACCACGGCUACCACACUGCACUGGGCACUCAUACACCUGGUCCAUCACGGAGCCGUCCAGGAGAGAGUGCAGCAGGAGCUGGACGAGGUCCUGGGCACUUCGCAGGCCGUCUGCUAUGAGGACCGGGAACGGCUGCCCUACACCCGAGCUGUCCUCCACGAGGUGCAGCGUCUUAGCAGCGUUGUGGCUGUGGGUGCUGUGCGUCAGUGUGUGACUUCUACCUGGAUGCACGGUUACUACGUGCCCAAGGGUACCAUCAUCUUGCCCAAUCUGGCCUCUGUGCUGUAUGACCCCGAGUGCUGGGAGACCCCUCAACAGUUCAACCCUGGCCACUUCCUAGACAAGGAUGGAAACUUUGUGGCCAAUGAGGCCUUCCUGCCCUUCUCUGCAGGGCAUCGGGUGUGUCCUGGGGAACAGCUGGCCCGAAUGGAGCUCUUCCUGAUGUUUGCUACCCUCCUCAGGACCUUCCGGUUUCAGUUACCAGAAGGGAGCCAGGGCCUCAGGCUGGAAUAUGUCUUUGGGGGGACACUACAGCCUCAACCCCAGAAGAUUCGUGCCGUGCUUCGCCUGAGCAGCCUCAGCCCUAGAGAGGAGGGCCUGUAGUCACCUAGGAGUAAGCAGACCUGCCACUCCAGCCCACCCCCUGCCCUCUCCCCAAAGACACACACACAGAUCUGCAGACUGUCAGCCCUAAAAAUCAGAGACUAGGAAGAUGUGGGAUUUUACCUAGCUCAGCUGCCCACAGUUCUCACACAAGCUCUAACCUUAAUCCCAGAAAAUGGACUUAGCAAGGAUCCAGCAAUAGUAACUGGGUUAGGGUGGUUUGGUUCUUAGAGUAGGAUAAUUAUGUUUUGGCAGGGGAGGGUUUUAUAAUAUUUGAUAAGGUUUGACAUGGAAUCAGUUCACAUAGAUCAUUUGGGGGAAGUCAAAUGUCACAAUGUAAUAGCUAAGAAGAUUCAAAGGGAAAGGCUUUCCCACAAUACUAUAAACAGUAGUGCAUGCAAAUGCUGGGGAGUGGUAACUGGUGGGGUGGGAUAGGCUGGGGCAGGGUGUGUGGGCCAGGAAGCACACAUCAUUUUCGGUCCUCUUCCUGCUCUCUUUGGACCCGAGGUUAGAAGUAGCUACAUAUGUUGUCUAGAUAACUGUUCCCAUCGUAUUUUCCAUCAGGGACCCCAGAUCUACUUUUCUUGAAACAAUCCCAUUGCUUUGAAAUAUUGUGUCUCCAAACAAAUCUUAUUAAAGAGAAUUACUUGCUUUCAAUAGAUAUUAAAAUAAAAACGAGAAACCACUACACAUCUGCUAGAAUCGCUAAAAACAAAACUCUGGCAAUCCUAAGAACUAGAAUGCAAAGACCCAAGAGCACUGCUGGUCACUGCUAGAGUGCUCACACACUGCUGGUCACUGCUAGAGUGCUCACACACAGCUGGUGACUGCUAGAGUGCUCACACACCGCUGGUCACUGCUAGAGUGCUCACACACCGCUGGUCACUGCUAGAGUGCUCACACACCGCUGGUCACUGCCGGAGUGCUCACACACUGCUGGUCACUGCUAGAGUGUUC